Molecule: messenger RNA, 1137 nt
Organism: Mus musculus (house mouse)
Lineage: Eukaryota; Metazoa; Chordata; Mammalia; Rodentia; Muridae
Gene: Spmip10
Product: sperm microtubule inner protein 10
Exons: 3
Coding region: 747-1061 (104 amino acids)
Source: RefSeq, a predicted model, not a curated record
UUGUAUCAUUCUUUAAAACGUUAAUUUAUUACUGUGUGCAUGAGAGAGGAGGUGUGGAGGCCAUGCUUAUGGUGGUUAAAGGGCAUUUUGUGGAGUCAGAUGUGUCUGUCCUUUAAGUGAUUUCUAGGGUGCGGGGCACUGCACCUCAAAUACCUUUAUCUGCUGAGCCUUUUCAGUCUUACAGACAGAAACGUAAGCCUGUACUGAGGGUUCGUGCCAUUGGUUUGUCAAAGGAAAAUAAUAGAAGAUGCUUUGAUUUUCUUUCUGAGCUGGAAUCUCCACAUGAAGCUCUGGCUGUCCUAGAAUGCACUCUGUGUAGAUCAGGCUAGCCUCAAAUCCCCUAUGUAGCCAGGGAUACAGUGUAAACACUUGGUGGUCCUGCCUUUUCCUGGUGCUGAGAUUACAGGUGUGUGUACAGCCACACUUGGUGUGUACAGUGUUAAAGGCGGAACCUAGAGUUCAGUCAGGAAGAGCAAGUACGCCAACUGACCUCCAUCCCCAGGCUCUGGGCCCACGUAGCUUUCCUUUGUCAAAUCUGCAGUGUCUCCACAAUGUCCCAUUUUUAAACCAUUCAUAAUGGUUUCCAUGAAGAGACAUACACACAGCAAAGAGCUCUGACCUGCAUCCUCUUAGCUCCUGAGGGUUGCUGUGGAGUUAACAAGGCCAUUGUUACAUCAAUGGCAGCAGUUUCAUCAGAAUUAGACUGUGGGAGGUUCUAGGUGAGAAUUCUGUCAUUGCUGCCAGUGAUGGCUUCAGAAAAAGAUGACGGUCCGGCCUUACCCAAACUCGACGACGACAACCAGACAGCAGAGAACACAUGCAAACCUGCAGAAGAGCAGCCUCAACAGCUCAGGUGGGACGAUAUUCACUUGCCCCGGUUCUCACUAAAGCAAGGGAUGAUCCCGACCCGUUACGUCAUGCCUUGGAAAGAAAACAUGAAAUUCAGGAACGUGAAUCUACAGAUACCAGAGCACAGUGAUUUCCCACGGUUUCCGGAGGCGACUGAUCUGAUAGGCGGAUCUCGGAAGUUGCUGUCAUUCGGUAAUGGUGCGCUUGCCUAACACGCGAGACGCUCAGGGUUUGAACCCCACUACUACUAAAACCAGUAAGAUAAAGUAGUUCAGUCUCUUGCCUUCC